Messenger RNA from Sorex fumeus (smoky shrew), 2860 nucleotides. It is a transcript of the gene APBA1, whose product is annotated as amyloid beta precursor protein binding family A member 1. The record is from RefSeq and is a predicted model, not a curated record. The transcript is spliced from 12 exons. Gene Ontology annotation, molecular function: protein binding; amyloid-beta binding. Bases 57 to 2729 code for a protein of 890 amino acids. Gene Ontology annotation, biological process: chemical synaptic transmission. Gene Ontology annotation, cellular component: cytoplasm; plasma membrane; dendritic spine. NCBI's taxonomy places the organism in Eukaryota, Metazoa, Chordata, Mammalia, Eulipotyphla, Soricidae.
AAUGAGCGCUCAGUGAGCCGGCCCGGCCUCUCUCCCAGCCGUCCCCGACGCCCACCAUGAACCAGUUGGAGGGCUCCGCGGAGGUGGAGGUGACCGAGGAGGCGGCAGGCGGGGAGGUGAACGAGUCGGUGGAGGCCGACCUGGAGCACCCCGGGGUGGAGGAGGACCACCACCACCACCACCAGCAGCAGCAGCAGCAGCAGCCACCGGGGUCGCCGCUGCCCCCGCCGCCGCCGCCGCCGCCGCAGUCGCAGUUCGCCGGCCGCCCCGCGCGCGGACGCGGCGCCGUCGGGGACCCCCGCGCGCCGCCCGCGGGGGCCCGGGGGCCGGAGGAGGAGGAGGAGGAGCGCGGGGAGAGCCUGGCGCGCUCGGCCAGCACCGAGAGCGGCUUCCACAACCACACGGACACGGCCGAGGGCGACGUGAUCGCCCAGGACGACGACGAGGCGGAGCGCGCGCAGGACCCCGAGGAUGAGAGCGCGUACGCCGUGCAGUACCGGCCCGAGGCCGAGGAGUACACGGAGCAGGCGGAGGCCGAGCACGCCGAGGCCAGCUCGGCCCCGCCGCGCCGCGCGCUGCCCGGGCCCCUGCAGCUGCCCCCGGGGCUGGCGCGCGAGGAGGCCGUGAGCGCCGCGUACUCGGGCUACGUGUACACGCACCGGCUCUUCCACCGCGGGGGCGGCGGCGGCGACGACGAGCCCUCGUACGCCGAGCCCUACGCCGACUACGGGGGGCUGCAGGAGCACGUGUACGAGGAGAUCGGGGACGCGCCCGAGCUGGACGCGGCGGCGGCGGCGGCGGUGGCGCGCGACGGGCCGCGGCUGUACCCGCGCGAGCGCGACGACGCGGCCGCCGCGUACCGGCACGAGGCCCUGGGCGCGCGGCUGCACCACUACGACGAGCGCUCGGACGACGGCGAGUCCGACAGCCCCGAGAAGGAGGCCGAGUUCGCGCCCUACCCGCGCAUGGACAGCUACGAGCAGGAGGAGGACAUCGACCAGAUCGUGGCCGAGGUCAAGCAGAGCAUGAGCUCGCAGAGCCUGGACCGGGCGGCCGAGGAGAUGCCCGAGGCCGAGCAGGACCUGGAGCGCGCCCCGACCCCCGGCGGGGGCCGCCCCGACAGCCCCGGCCUGCAGGCGCCCGCGGGCCAGCGGGCCACGGGCACCACGGGCACCACCGGCACCACGGGCACCACCGGCGGCGGCGGCGAGGCCGUGCAGCAGCGCUACAGCAAGGAGAAGAGGGAUGCCAUCUCGCUGGCCAUCAAGGACAUCAAGGAGGCCAUCGAGGAGGUGAAAACCAGGACCAUCCGUUCGCCUUACACCCCCGACGAGCCCAAAGAACCCAUCUGGGUCAUGCGCCAGGACAUUAGCCCCACCAGGGACUGCGAUGACCAGAGGCCGGCGGAUGGAGAUACUCCAUCUCCAGGCAGCUCCUCGCCCCUGGGUGCAGAGUCUUCAAGCACACCCCUGCAUUCCAGCGACCCCACGGAGGCCUCCACCAACAAAGAGUCCAGAAAAAGCUUGGCUUCCUUCCCAACCUACGUUGAAGUUCCCGGACCUUGUGACCCUGAUGACUUGAUUGAUGGAAUCAUCUUCGCCGCCAACUACCUGGGCUCCACCCAGCUGCUCUCAGAUAAAACUCCCUCCAAAAACGUGCGCAUGAUGCAGGCCCAGGAAGCAGUGAGCAGGAUCAAGAUGGCCCAGAAAUUAGCCAAAAGCAGGAAGAAGGCUCCUGAAGGCGAGUCUCAGCCCAUGACCGAGGUGGAUCUCUUCAUUUCUACCCAGAGAAUCAAAGUGUUGAACGCCGACACGCAGGAGACGAUGAUGGACCACCCUCUGAGGACCAUCUCCUACAUCGCCGACAUCGGCAACAUCGUGGUGCUGAUGGCCCGCCGGCGCAUGCCACGUUCCAACUCCCAGGAGAACGUGGAGGCGUCGCACCCGUCCCAGGACAGCAAGAGGCAGUACAAGAUGAUCUGCCAUGUGUUCGAGUCUGAGGAUGCCCAGCUGAUCGCACAGUCCAUCGGCCAGGCAUUUAGCGUGGCGUACCAGGAGUUCCUCAGGGCCAAUGGCAUCAACCCCGAAGAUCUCAGCCAGAAGGAGUACAGUGACCUGCUCAACACCCAGGACAUGUACAACGACGACCUGAUCCACUUCUCCAAGUCAGAGAACUGCAAAGAUGUCUUCAUCGAGAAACAGAAGGGGGAAAUCCUGGGCGUGGUGAUCGUGGAGUCAGGCUGGGGGUCCAUCCUGCCCACCGUGAUCAUCGCCAACAUGAUGCACGGCGGGCCUGCCGAGAAGUCGGGAAAACUCAACAUCGGGGACCAGAUCAUGUCCAUCAACGGCACCAGCCUAGUGGGCCUGCCGCUGUCCACCUGCCAGAGCAUUAUUAAGGGUUUGAAGAACCAGGCUCGGGUCAAGCUGAACAUCGUGAGGUGUCCCCCGGUGACCACUGUGCUCAUCAGGAGACCAGACCUUCGCUACCAGCUGGGCUUCAGCGUCCAGAAUGGAAUCAUCUGCAGCCUCAUGCGAGGAGGCAUCGCCGAGAGAGGAGGGGUCCGCGUGGGCCAUCGGAUCAUCGAGAUCAACGGGCAGAGCGUGGUGGCCACCCCCCACGAGAAGAUCGUCCACAUCCUCUCCAAUGCCGUGGGGGAGAUCCACAUGAAGACGAUGCCCGCUGCCAUGUACCGGCUGCUGACGGCGCAGGAGCAGCCCGUGUACAUCUGAGGCGCGCCGCAGCCGGGGCGGCAUGCAUGGAGGGCUGUCCUCACUCGUGGUUGUGUUUCUCGUGCUGCAUCUGUGUGCCCACUGCGACAUUCCCCUCUCGCGCGGGAGCUCCGAGUCCCCGCAAGAAGGAA